CAUGUUGGGAAUUGAAGUCGUGGAAAGUUUACUUCCUCCUUGUACUUGACAAGGAAGAGACUCACGAAGUUUCUUCCCUGCUCUUACUUUGUGCCAUAUAGAAAUCCACUCUUCAGGCAAAGGAUGUCCCUCCGUGACUUGUCCGGUUCGGACUCGAGGCCGGUCACUGCGGUAGCCUGGGCUUCCAACAACAGCACCUGCCCCGGUACCUUCAACAUGAUCUCCUCGACUGAGGACGGGGCUACAGCCAGCUUUAACAGAGGCUUCGGCAGGUCCGGGUACUUCCUCUGUUACAGUAAGGACCUGUCUGGUAGCAUGGUGGUGUCUGACAUCCAGGUGAUCUCCGACAGGACGGUCAUUCCUCAUGGGUACUGUUUCAUCCCGGAGUUCAUGGAGCCAAAGGGCUCAGUGUUGAAGAAGAAGCGUGUGUGUGCACGCAUGGUUCCGGUGGGCAGUGUCACCACAGGCGUGCUGGAAGUCCGGUUGACGACAAAGAGCAAAGUCAUGCUGCAGCAGUACACCUGCCUUGGGGAGUUACAUGGCUUUGUGCUGUGGUGCAAGAAGGGGCCGAUCUCUGGGCCCGCGCCCCAGGCCAAGCCCCGCAGCGUCAGCCUGGACUUGAGGAAGCUCUCCCUGGAGGGAACCGCUCCCCCGCAGCCCCUCAGACCCUGCAACCUGCCUCCAGCUCCACCGCGCAUCAGCUGUCGGCGCAACAAGCUGGAGGAGAAGACCAUCGGAGAGAACGACAGCUCCAGCAACAUCUACGGCAUCACAGCCAUUGACGGAGUUCCUUUUGCUCUACACCCAAAGUUCGAGGCCCAAACCAACAAUAAGGGCUCAGCUAACUCCUUCAGUAACAUCCGCAUCAAGUCCAUCCAAGACAUCGAGAAUGAGUACAACUACACUUUUUCCGUGGAGGAGCAAGCGGCUCAACGCAUCACUGCCUCAGCUAUGGCCUCCUCCUAGAGCCGCUCCUGCCAUCAC
Clupea harengus (Atlantic herring) is the source of this 984-nucleotide messenger RNA. RefSeq names its product multivesicular body subunit 12A (gene mvb12a). Gene Ontology annotation, cellular component: ESCRT I complex; cytosol. The record is from RefSeq and is a predicted model, not a curated record. Lineage: Eukaryota; Metazoa; Chordata; Actinopteri; Clupeiformes; Clupeidae. Gene Ontology annotation, biological process: viral budding; regulation of epidermal growth factor receptor signaling pathway; receptor catabolic process.